This is a messenger RNA of Daphnia magna, 4227 nucleotides long. RefSeq names its product MOXD1 homolog 2. Gene Ontology annotation, biological process: octopamine biosynthetic process; norepinephrine biosynthetic process; dopamine catabolic process. The record is from RefSeq and is a predicted model, not a curated record. Gene Ontology annotation, cellular component: secretory granule membrane. The transcript has 12 exons. The coding region runs from base 826 to 2895 and encodes 689 amino acids. Gene Ontology annotation, molecular function: copper ion binding; dopamine beta-monooxygenase activity. Lineage: Eukaryota; Metazoa; Arthropoda; Branchiopoda; Diplostraca; Daphniidae.
AGAAGUUCCAUCAGUCGACUACACGCCGCCGUAGAGCUCGUGCAGGCCCCGUGUUGCUACUGACCCAUUUUAACUUUUCAAAGUUUUGUUAUCGGCUUUUUACAUUACGUUAUUUUAUUUUAUUCAUCACAAAAAGCCAAGUCGUGACUUGUUGCAGACCAUUUCGAACACCGAGUGCUUUCUGAAUUUUUAAUCUCAAUCGAGGCAACCCUAAAAGAAAUUCGAGCCGACAUUUUAUCUAAGUGAAUUGUCUCUGCAUCUCGUCUUGUCGUAACAAGUUGAACAUCUUCAAAUACUUUCCAGUGUUAUUCGAGUCAGAAACAUUUGUCUGUCCCUCGUUCAGUGACCAUUAGAGUCAGACAAGAAGACGGGAGACAUUUUGCUUUUCAUAAUUACAUAGUAAGCAACGAAAAGGAGAGAAGAAGAAGAAAACAAUCCUCCACCCCCCCAAAAAAAUUACUUAGUGUCUUUUUUGCGUGUCUGUGCUUCGUGUCGGUUGUGUCUUUUGUGCCUACACCGCGUGGCGUAUAUAUCGACAGUGUUUUUGUUUUCCAGCCUAGAGUGUGUUCUGUAUCUAGUGUUGUCUAUACGUGAUUGCCGAAAAAAAAAAAGAAGAAACUACCACAGUUUUCGACCCUUCCCAGUCGGGCUUGAUAUAAUCACCCCCAAAAAAGUAAGAAACAAACUCAUCGUUGCGUUGUUUUUUUUUUUUUUUGCUUCGGAAACAACUUUGCUUCCAAAACCCCCCUCCCCUCUGGACGAUAAAUAAUUAGAUUCUGCAAGAUAUUUAUUUUUUAUUUUCAAUUUAUUUAUUGAAACGGAAGAAUGAGGGCGGAUGCACCAACUUCGAGGUGGGGGUUCCGGUGGUUCUCCGUUACGAUCCAGCUGCUUUUGUUGGUCUUCCUGGCCGGUCACACUGAAUGCUGGAGACCGGCCAACAACCCGGCGGCCGGGCCGACUUCUACUAACAUCCCCAACGCCGGAUGGAUGCACCGGAUGCGGCUGGACGCCAACUACGACGUGUACUGGUCCAUCAACGAGAGUGAGGUCACAUUCGAGGUGCAGGUGCGCACCCUCGGCUACCUGGUAUUCGGCCUAUCACCGAGCGGACACUUCCACGACGCUGAUCUCAUCGUCGGCUGGGUCCACAAUGGACGCCCUCGAUUCCAGGAUCGGCACGGAUUGGCCAACGGCGGGAGUUCGCUGGAUCCCCAACAGGAUUACGACUUGAUCGGCGCUCACGAGAACGAAACACACACCGUCAUGCGAUUUAGACGCAAGCUCGUUACCUGCGACGACAAGGAUCUCAACAUCACCGUGUCGACAUCUUGGAUGAUGUACGCCUAUUCGGCCAGUGAUCCGCUGUCGGAUGCUGACAUAUCUUUUUCCAACAACCCACACGGAUCUAAGCCCGUCUACCUGAUGCAUCGCUCGCAAUUCGCCGACGACGAGCUACCGGCUGACGUCAAAGUCUGGGAUUUGAGGAACUACCAGGUCUCCGUUCCGGAGAAUGAGGAUACGCUGCACUGGUGUCGCAUCUUUAAAUUACCGCCCCUCGAUCGUAAACAUCACAUGAUUCGGUACGAACCCGUGUUCACGGCAGGCAGCCAACCCUUUGUUCAUCACAUGAACGUGUACGAAUGCGUGGGAGAUCCGAGCGUCUUCGAAGUGCUGGCCGCCACGGAGGGAUCACGAUGCUAUCAGCCUUCAAUGCCGCCUUUGUUUUUCAACUGCAACAACGUCGUAGUUGCCUGGACAGCCGGUUCGGAGGGUUUCACGUUCCCAUCAGAGGCUGGCUAUCCAAUGAACCGGGCCGGCGGCGCUAAGUUUUUCAUGCUCGAGACACACUACGACAACCCAAACCUUCAGAGCGGCAUCGUCGAUCACUCGGGUCUUCGACUCUUCUACACGUCCCAACUCAGACAUCACGACGCGGGCGUGUUGAGCGUCGGCAUCGAUCCCAAUUGGAAGCACAUCGUCCCGCCCGGGCAGCGUCGGGUCGUCUCGGAGGCGCACUGCGUGGCAGACUGCACUCAACAGGCCCUGCCCUCCCGCGGCAUCAACGUCUUCGCCGUCAACCAACACACUCACCUUCUCGGUCGUCAGGUGCAAUUGCGACACAUACGCGGCGAUAAGGAGCUGCCGGCGCUGGUUGACGACGCCAAUUACGACGUUCACUACCAAGAAUAUCGACAGUUCCAGAAGCCGGUCAACGUUCUACCGGGCGACCAUUUGAUCAGUCAAUGCACGUACAAUUCCGAGUCUCGGAGUACCAUCACUUUGGGCGGAUUGUCGACACGAGAGGAGACCUGCCUCGCCUAUCUGCUCUACUGGCCCCGUGUCGACCUCUCCCUCUGCUACAGUCUGCCCUCAUUGGCCACUAUAUUGCACUCGCUCGGCAUCCAGGAAUUGCACCCCGGAUCGGAUCCUGUGAGGAUUAAAUCGCCGCCAGAAUUGGCCGACCAGACGGUCGAAGAGAGGCUCAUCACUUUCGAUUGGGAUAAAAAUUUUCACACGUUCCAGGAAGCCACUAGGCGUGGAGCAUUCCGCCCACUUUGCUGGGGUAAAACUCAGGCUCUUAUCGACGGAUCGACAGCGCCUGACUAUUAUGCACCGAACGCCACUCAACCCUUGCCGGAAGCCGAUCCGGCAGUAUGUGCUCCUCGUGGAACGCUUCCUCCGCGACCGGCCACAGUGGCCAAAACGCCGCACAGGAAGAACGUCAACGGCGGAGCAGCUGGCCAGUCGGGCUCAGUCCAGCGGAAUCGAACAGUCACAACGACCAACGCGCCGGCCACAGUUCCAGCCAUGACAACAACAACAACAGACAACAACAACGAGCAGCCGCGUGGCAUCAAUCACGGCUGGCCGGCCUUCAUUAUCGCCGGACAGUAACGGUCAAGUGAAUAACGGCCAAGUGGCCUCUGUUUGGGGUCAGGGCGCGUCGUUGAACCACGAGAAACUUGGGCCGGCCCCUUCGUCGGUGGUGAUUGAGACGCCGUUGAACGACGUCAUUCAUUUGCACAACCACACGGCAGCCACCCAGGAGACGACGGCCAGUCAGGAGCUGAGCAGUCGUCGCGCUUCAGUCAUGCACAAUUCGUCCGAGUCGACAGCCCCCCGACUCGCCAGCUCCUUCACCAUCAUCCUAAUUGCCUUGUCUUGUACAUACAACAGCGUCUGGGCCAGCGGCAGCUGUUCCAGCAGCAGAAGCUUAUAAACGUGGCCCUCUGCUUGCUUAUGGUAUUGCCACUGCUAUUCAAACUAACUACUCUUACUUGUAUAGAAGAGAACGGACGUCCCUGCGUUUAGUUGAGGAGGGAGAGGUUCAAAAAAGACGGCCGAAAGGGAAAAGCUGGACCCUGUGUCGGUUUGUCAUGUCUUUUGUAUUGUGCCCUCUGUAUGUGUGUGUGUGUGUGUGUGUGUGUAGACGGUGUAUAUGUUUGCAGCGCUUGGCUAUUUAUUCAUCGUUACGGGAAGGCAAAAAGCAAAUAGCGGCCAAGAAUGAAGGCCAGCUACCAAUAAGUCUGAAGCCAACGAGUGGCUGGCAAAGUUGACAAAAGGAAGAAAAUCAUAGAGCACGCAAACACAAAGAAGGGACACGCAGACAUACACGUCACAAGAGUUAUAUCUAAUCAUACACGUACAUAAAUGUAACAACAAACUUCCCAAACUAUCCCUCCUCCCCCUUUUUUUUUUUUCCAUACGUUAUUCUUCCACUCCCUGCCACCCUCCCCUCACUCCUCUUGCCUUCCUUGUCGUCCCCAGUUUGAUUGUGUUGGACGGCCGCGUGUAAACCCCCGACCACGCCCACCCCGCAUCUCUCGUGUUCUGUGUCCCCACUCGGCGUUCGACAUUCAAAAAAAAAAAAAAGAAGAGAAGAAGUGACCAUAGUACUAUAAUAAAAAAUAAAUAAAUAAAAAGUAAAAUGCCAAGUGCCAUACUGUUCAUAUUUGUAUAUACAUGGAAAGAGAGAAAGCCUCGUAUGAGAGACACGUAAUGAUGCACCGUUGGCUCCCUUUUUUUUUUUUUUUUUUUUUGGAUUGAUUUUUGAUCAUUCUAAUAAUAACUACUAGCUCUUGGCUCUUGAUUGGCGUGUUCCUUUUUUAUAUUAGACCCUCCCCUCCACUGAAAAGAAGAAAAAAAAAUAUUAUCCCCCCCCCCGUGGAAAAAUCUCGACACUGUUAUACUUUGAAAAUGUCAAUAGUUAUUGUAUUGACUGUCACA